CUUUGUUUGGAUGUAUCGCUUCCGCCCUCAGUUUGCUGCUAAGAUUUAACGAUAGGCGACCGGGAAGAGUAUCUGUGGUUAAACUUCAACACAGAGGAUUUAAAUCCACGAAUAUGGGGAAAAAACACAAGAAGCAUAAACCAGAGUGGAGAACAGUUGAUGGUACCUGACUGCAUGUUUUUACUAUUUGUACUGCAUUGCUUUGUUCGUGUUAGCUUUCUAUUAGCUCGCCAAGCUAAGAUGGCUAAACAAUAUUGGAGCAGUAUAACAGGGGGGCAUUUGUUUAUCUCUCACACCCCCUGAAUACCUGUUCUGAUCGCUCAACAUAGUAAAACCCCCUUAGCUUUUAAAGAAUACUUGAACUUUUCAACAUCGGGGUUUUUCUUUCAGAAAGCUUGUGAAUUAGAGGUUUUUGUUGACGGGAUCAGACUGUUGUGUUGGGUUGCAUUUGAAUGCCCAGUGUUCCUAAUGUUAUGGCUGCUCGGUGUAUAGUGGAGAGUGGGGUAAGAUGAGCCAUUUUUCAUAUUUCGGAUCACUACAUCAAGGUUAUCAUAGUUUUGUCUCUAACUAGUGUCUCUGCAUAUAUUUCAAGAUGUUGUCCAUUCCUGCAAACCAACAGAAUGAGUGUAAACAUAACUGUCUUGAUACUAUUGCAUGCUAAAAAAGGGCUCCCCUAUGGUCUUAUACUUACCCCGUGUAUGGGGUAAGUAUAAGACCAUAGGAGCGGGGUAAGUUGAGCCGUAUCCCUACUAUCCCGGCUCCUUCACCCCAGCCCUCCCUCACCUUCUGUCUCCCUAAAUAACAGUCACAUCUUCACAUUCAUGCCAUUUUAAACAUGAGAAUGUCUUUAAGUGAUUCAGAACAUUCACAGCUGUAUUUUUGAAAAGACAAAGUAAAACAUUUCAACAAUCUGAACUGAAACUCUGAUCCUCUCAUCAGACUUGUUUACUUUCUCAGUUAGCCCAGAGCUACUAUUGUGACUGUAUUAGUCCUCUAAGCUAAAAUGGGGGACUUUUAUGCUAGGUUUUUAUCUGGGAUACACACAUUUGACCAACAGAUAAAACAGCAAAGCCCCCUCAGAGCUGGUGCUGGUGCAGUCUGCACCAGAACAGAGUCCUGUGCUGGUCUGAAGCAGACACUCAUGGUUAUGGAAAGUUUGAACACUUUACUUUACUUUACUCUACUGAUCUGUAAAAAACGCUGCAGGAUUCACAUAAUGAAUGAAUGUCAAUAAACACAAUUUUAAUAAAACUUAAGACAAACUAAAUUCAAUUUCAAGAGCGAAAAAUGUUUUUUUGGAAAUAAAUGUCUAACCCCUUCACCCAUGUGCGUCUAACCUUCACAGACUCUGUGAGUUGAUGUCUAUCUCCUAAAUAUUUGGUCACAUGAUCAAUUUCUUUUACCAUUUCCAAGCAACAGGGAGUGGCUCAACUUACCCUUUGGCUCAACGUACCUCACUCUCCCCUACUAUGCAGCUAUUUCCCGAUAGGCCUCUAAAAAUUUUAAAUAUAAAGCAAUCUGUGAAAACUCAUGGUAUACCCAGCAUGACCAUCUGUUUAGGGAUUUACUCCAUCCUUUUUGACUUUGUUGUAGACUUUGAGGACAAAGCUCUGGAGAAGCCCCUAAAGCUUGUGCUCAAAGUUGGAGGUAGUGAGGUGACAGAGCUCUCUGGUUCGGGCCAUGACUCCAGCUACUACGAUGACCGAUCAGACCUUGAGCGAGAACGCCACAAAGAGAAGAAAAAGAAGAAGAAGAAAAAGUCAGAAAAGGAUAAGGACAAAUACGUAGAUGAUGAGGAGAGAAGACGGCGGAAGGUUAGUUCACGUUUUCAUCAAAUCUCUAACUGCAUUUGUGUUUCACCACUAUAAGUUUAAAAUUAUCCCUUAUCCUUUAACGCCAUCCUGUAGGAAGAAAAAAGGAAGAAGAGGGAGCGAGAGCAGAAUGAAUCAGAGGCAGCAGCUGCUGCAACAAGUGGAGCUGGUGUGCCUGUUGAACCUUUCACAUUGUCUAAAAGUAUAAGCAUUGGAUUAGAGGUGAGUAGAUUAACCUCAAGCUAAGGUACAUGAAAGUGACAGUCUUGGUGAUUUUGUCACUUACUGUGAAUGCAUCUCAUCAGCCAGAGGAAAAGAAGAAGAAGAAAGAGAAAGAGAAAGAGAGGUUCGAGUCAGAGCCAGAAGUGGAAGAGUUUCACCCUCAUGUAAAGGUGGAGGUAGAGCAACAAGGAGACAGACCUGUUCGAGCAUGCAGGACACAACAUGGUGAGAGGGCCUGUUUUGAGUCAAGCAUCAGAAUCCGUUGGAACACUGCAUUGAAAUUAAUACCAAUUAUCAAUGUAUUAAUUUCAGUAUUUAUCUUUAUGCUUACAAAAUACAGAGAGUGAGUCCACACCUCGGCAGCAGUUGCUGGAGCAUUUCUUACGUCAGUUGCAAAGGUGAGAAACGCAAAGUAAAGAUUUAGAGGCAUAGACUGACAGGCUUGAUACCACAUGUAAACACUAGUUUCACUACUCUGAAGAUAAAAAGUAUCCACAAAACCAAGCACAGGUUAGCACACAUACACAAGAUUUGUAACUGAAUAAAUAUUGCUAUUAAAAUUUUCUGAACAGAGUCACACACCACAGAAAGAAGAAAAAAACUUUUCCAUUUUGGUAGAAAAGAGCAGUCUGAAACAGAGCCACAGGUUGGUGAUAAAUUAAGAGACACUGAUGAUGUUUUGUUCAUCUUUCCAGAAAAGACCCCCAUGGAUUCUUUGCAUUUCCAGUGACAGAUGCAAUCGCUCCUGGCUAUUCAAUGAUCAUCAAGCAUCCAAUGGACUUCAGCACCAUGAAAGACAAGAUUCAAAACAAUGACUACAACACAGUAACUGAAUUUAAGGUUAGCACAUCUCAUCAAAAGUUAGUUGAUAUAGUAGUUAUCUAUUUUGAAGAUGUGUGAAAACAAAGACGUGUUUGAACACUGUUUUCUUUCCUUCAGGCGGACUUUAAGCUGAUGUGUGACAAUGCUAUGGUGUACAACCGGCCAGAGACUGUUUAUUACAAGGCUGCCAAGAAACUUCUGCAUACAGGCUUCAAGAUGAUGAGCAAGGUAACAAGAUCUCAUGGAAUAAUGAGCUAAUUUGAUUUGACAAAUAUCUUGUUGUGACCGAUCCACCCUUUCAUUUUGACUUUAGCCCACGGAAACUGUCAUGCCAUUUAACUUAAUUCAAAAUAGAUAAUGGACACAACUGUUUAAGUGCUUCAUUUCCCAUUUUUGUGGAUAGGGUUUUGACAGCAAAGUUUCAUGAAUCCUGUUUGAAUUUUGGAGUUGAGCAAACAGCAGACAGACUGUAGUCAUGAUGUAACCCAGAGCAUGGACCUCCACAUCGAAAAUGGAUUCAAAAGAGUGCUGCAUUUUAAAAACUUAACAGCCCCCUACAUAUAGAUAUCGAGUUAAUAUGUAGAAAUCCAAAGGUUUUCAUAAAAAAUAUGAAUGUUUAUCAUAAGCUUUGACUGUCAAACAUUGGAAAUGAUUCAAGCUGCUGUCAAAUGAUGCUCCUUUUUUCUUCUUUAAAUACACAGGAGCGGCUGUUGGCCCUUAAGCGCAGCAUGUCUUUCAUGCAGGACAUGGACUACAGCCAACAGGUGGCUAUUUUGGGAGACGAGGACCUUGCAACAGAUAUCCCUCCUUCAGAGAUCAUCCCAAUGCCUGUGGAAUCAGUGAAAAAGUCCAAGAAGCAACCAGUCAAAGAUAUGAAAGAAGUCAUCAGGUAUUGUUUAUUAAUUGUUAUAUCAAGAUUAAAUGUCAACAAGGAAUAAACUCCCAGUAGUUAGAUCCUGGCUGAGAGUUUGAUAGUGUAUGACUUAUCAGCUAAUUUCGGGCCUUUUUAUACCUCUGUUAUUUCAGUUAUCUGUAUGAACCAGAGGGAAAUGCUUGCAGCUUGACUGACAGUACAGCAGAGGAGCACGUUCUGGCUCUUGUUGAGCAUUCUGCAGAUGAAGCUCGAGACCGGAUCAACAGAUACAUGCCGAACUCCAAGGUGUGUCCCAGAUAUUUAAUGUGUAUACUCAUACUUGUUCCUAGAUGUUUCUGAAGAAGACCCUGUUGAUUCAUCAUUUGAAUUUUGGUUCCUCUGUCCUGUGUUUUCAGAUGGGCUACUUGCGAAAAGAGUCAGACAGUUCUCUUCUGUAUACUGUUGUAAAUCAGCUCGACCCAGACGCAGAAGGUUUGUUGUCAAUGUGCAGUGUUUUUCAACAACUUUUCUACAUAAGAUCAGAACUGUGUUUGUGUAAAUCUGUUGGUGGUUUAUUUUUCUUGUCAUAUUCUUGCAGAAGAGGAGACUCAUAAAGUGGACCUCAGCUCUUUGUCGAAUAAGCUUCUGCCUGGGCUAACAACUUUAGGUUUCAAAGAUGACAGGAGACACAAAGGUAUUCAGAUGCAAAUGAUGCAUUUAAUGUUUGUAUGUUGCUUAAAUGAUCUAUCCUACAUUUUUACUUAGAAGUACCAAAUGUCUUACAUCUUUCUUUCUUGCCUGUUUAGUCACGUUUCUUAGCAGUGCCUAUAAUGUUCAGAGCCUCCAGAAGAACUCGGUCUUUACAGACCUUCUGCCUGAUGAGGUGGACAUGCUAUAUUCAGCCUAUGGAGAUGACACAGGGGUUCAAUGUGCUCUCAGGUAGAGGGAACGUUCUCUCAUACUUAAAUCUAUGACUUCAGUAAUCCAGAGGAAAUUUGUGUCCCCAUGUUCAUCUCCUGAUGUAUUUCCUUUCGACCUCAGCAUCCAGGAGUUUGUCAAAGGCUGUGGAGGUGCAACCAAACGUUGGGUCGACAGGCUUCUGGACAAGAUGACUGCAGAUGAUCACACCAAAGCUGUCAGUCAAAUCCGACAGGUAUUUUCCUUGUACUGAAAUUUCAUUUGUACACAUAACCUGUUACUAGCAUCAUCCUCAGCGGUUUUCCUGUUUUUGUGACCUUGUCUGUGCCUGAUAGAUGCUUUACGUUUCAGAAAAGAAACAUUGUGCUGAAACCCGAUGAAAACAAAUCAAGCCUCUGUGACAUGCAGGUAAGCUGGAACUGCUGUUUGAACUGACAAUACACCAAAAACUGUCGUUCAACUGAUCUGAUUAGAGCUUUGUGAUUUUGUGCAGAUGUCUGAUGGUGCUGGCCUUGGAGAGAGUGGCUCAGUCCUGGACUUUAUGUCCAUGAAGAACUACCCUGACAUGUCUCUGGAUAUAUCCAUGCUAAACUCAUUAGGUAGUUAACUGAAUCCACACACAUGCCGCGUGGCAACAUUUAAAUCCUACUUAAGAAAGGGAGUUUGAACUGUGUUAAUGUGAUCAGAGUGAUCACAGUUGCGGUAUUGAAAGGAGAGUAAGUUAAGCGUAUUUAGGAGCAUUACAGACAUGUAAUCACCUUAACUCUUUUAAAACUGUCAGGAAUAGUCAAACAGUGAUCAUGUCUUUUUCACUAUUUCAUCAUCAGGUAAAACUGUGAAAAAAGAACCGGGAAAUGAGGAAGGCCAGCAGCACUUCGAUGAUGCAGACAAACUGCUGCAGGAGUUCCAGGAGGCCCAAGUGGACAGAGUAGGCUCCAGACCAUCAUCCAACCUUUCCUCUCUUUCUAAUGCUUCAGAGAGGGACCAACACCACCUAGGUAUCUGAAAUAGAAGUUGGAGUAAAAAAUGUAUUGUUGAAUAAGAAGUGUUACUCCUGAAAUGAUUUUUCUGGAGAAUUCAGCUGAAUGUUACUCCAUCGUUUCUAUAAAGAUUCAUCUCUUUCGACCAAAUAACAGCCUUGUUAUGUUAUCAACACUAAUGUGACAACUGUGUGAUGUUUUAUCUCACAGGGAGUCCAUCUCACCUGGGUGUUGGGGACCAGUCUGAAAUGGUUCAUGACCCCUACGAGUUCCUGCAAUCUCCGGAGUCAGAGAGCGCGGCCAACAGCUGACCACACACACAGUCGUUUUGUUACCGUGGUGUUAACAGCACCGAGUACUCUCCCGUGGACUGUUGAUGCACUGUGAAGACAGCAGGACCUUCUUACCUGUUUUUACAACUUCAAACAAUUGUACAGAGUGUUUGUAGUGUAGCUGUAUGCUGUUAAUGAAGUGCAACACUUGUAAAAUAAAUGUGAGCUUUUUUAUUUUAAA
This is a messenger RNA of Xyrichtys novacula (pearly razorfish), 6119 nucleotides long. The record is from the annotation of a GenBank genome assembly. NCBI's taxonomy places the organism in Eukaryota, Metazoa, Chordata, Actinopteri, Labriformes, Labridae.